AAACCGAGGGUACGUUGAAUAAAAAGUAGGUUUUAAACGGCUGACAUCCCAAGAUUCUCAACCCCCACGCCCCCAUCCCGGGCGGGAUGGUCAUUAGUGUAUGCGAUACCGGAGCAUCGCAAACAAAAUAUUUUCAGCCCAGCGACGAGGCGUAGUCUACGGCGACACCUGGAACACAAAGCUACCGGCUUUGUGUCUGCUUGUUUGAUUGGCGUUAUGGCGACCGAGAAGAGCAACCCGACCAUGAAUCAGGACCUCGAAGCGGCGGCGCCCGCACCAAGCGAUCAUGAGAAUCAUGAAAGGAAUGUAACCGCCAAGGAUGAAGCCAUCGCCAUGGUCGGUGAGCAGCAACAUACCGUUGACCCUGCUGUGGUUGCGCGAGCAGUCCGCAAGAUAGACUGGUUCCUAAUUCCCGCCAUGAUCUUUGGCUACGGCAUCGUCUACUACGACAAGGCCAUCCUCGGCUCCGCCGUCCUCUUCGGCAUGACAGCCGACCUCGAGCUCACCAUCACGGACCCCUCCACGACCCCGCCCACCGUCGACACCUCACGCCUCUCGUGGGCCACCUCGCUCUUCUACUUCGGCAUGCUGGCCGGCCUGUACCCCAUGUCCUUCGCGCUGCAGCGCUUCGACAUCGGCCGCGUCCUCGGCGCCAUCGUCCUGCUCUGGGGCGCCAUCUGCAUGCUCACCGCCGCCGUGACCUCGUACCGCGGCCUCUACGCCCAGCGCUUCUUCCUCGGCUUCGUCGAGAGCAUCGUCCCCACGGGCUUCAUGUGCAUCAUCGCCGGCUACUACACCCAGAAGGAGCAGAGCCUGCGCCAGAGCUGGUGGUUCAGCAGCACCGGCCUGUUUACCAUCCUCGGCGGCGCGCUCAACUACGGGUUCGCGCAGAUCGAGGGCGGCGGGCUGAGGAGCUGGCAGUAUAUUUAUCUGCUGGCGGGGGCGUUGACGGUGCUGUUUGGCCUGUUUUGCUUUGCCAUGCCGAACUCGCCCGUCACGGCCUGGUUCUUGACAGAGGAGGAACGGUUUGCGGCUGUGGAGAGGCUGCGGUAUAGCCAGACGGGGGUGCGGUGUACAAGCAUCAAGAUGGGGCAAGUGAAAGAGUCGUUCUUGGAUGUCAAGACGUAUUUGAUCUUUGUCAUGAUGGCGUCGGCGUAUACUAUGAACGGUGCGGUCAGUGGAUUCGGCCCGCUCAUCGUGUCGACCUUUGGCUGGAAUACGCUGCAUUCGAUCGUGUUCCAAUUUCCGCUUGGGGCACUCUGCUUCAUCGUUAUCCUCGUCACGGGGUAUUUGGGUUCCAAAAUCCCCAACAUCCGCCUCAUCAUGCUCAUUUUGACAUGCCUGCCCGUCAUCGCGGGCUGCGCCAUCAUCUGGAAGAGCGAGUGGUCGUACCGGGCUGCGGCGCCGGUAGUCGGCUACUCUAUCACCGGCUUUUUUGGCGGGACGGUUAGUCUCAUCAUCACGGUUGGGAUGUCCAACGUGGCGGGCCACACUAAGAAGAGCUUUAUGGCGGCCACCAUCUUCGCUGCGUACUGCGUGGGGAAUAUUGUUGGGCCACAGCUCGUUAAGUCACAGACAAGGCCGCAGCAUUACCCGGAGCUGUGGUUGGGGUUGAUCAUCUGCUACAUAAUAUGCAUUGCCGCAUCGGCUACUCUUUACAUCGUAUUAACGGCAGCAAACAAGAAGAAGUCUGCCGUCCCCGAGGACGAGGCGGAGCGGGCGAAACUGGCGUUCCAGGAUUUGACGGACAUGGAGAACCCCUAUUUUAGAUACGUCCUAUGAGCGUUACCACAGACAUCUGUGUCACGGUUGUAUAACACAAAUGGAU
Messenger RNA from Chaetomium fimeti, 1828 nucleotides. Its product is annotated as major facilitator superfamily domain-containing protein. The coding region runs from base 217 to 1782 and encodes 521 amino acids. Gene Ontology annotation, molecular function: transmembrane transporter activity. The transcript is spliced from 4 exons. The record is from RefSeq and is a predicted model, not a curated record. Gene Ontology annotation, biological process: transmembrane transport. Gene Ontology annotation, cellular component: membrane. Lineage: Eukaryota; Fungi; Ascomycota; Sordariomycetes; Sordariales; Chaetomiaceae.